Messenger RNA from Microthlaspi erraticum, 678 nucleotides. NCBI's taxonomy places the organism in Eukaryota, Viridiplantae, Streptophyta, Magnoliopsida, Brassicales, Brassicaceae. The record is from the annotation of a GenBank genome assembly.
AUGAAGAAGGUCAAUUUUGUGUCUGCUGAAGAGAUGGAACCAGUCCAAGAAGGGGAGGAUACACAAUUUGCUGAAGUAUGUUACAUGAGCAAUGGGCAAGGAGGCUACAACAAAGGAUACUAUAAUACAAAGUCCAACCCAGCCAUGUCAUACAGAAACACUGAUGUUGCUAACCCUCAGGACCAGGUUAUCCUCAACAACAGCAAGCUCGAUCGAGUCAAGCUCCACAACAUGGGUAUGGUCCUAAAAACAACUACCAAGGCCCUCAAGGGACUUUUCCUGUUGCUUCAAGGUCAAGCUGAUGGUGUUGUGGAGACAAGCAAGAAGUUGGCUGAUAUCAACUCCAAGAUUGAGAAUCUCAACACAAGAGUGUACUCUCUGGAGAAUCAUGCUUCUUCUGUGCUGCUGCUGCAAAGCAAGGACAACUUCCUGGUAAAGCUGUUCAGAACCCCAAGGAACAAUGCAAGAAUUGAUCAACCUGAAGUGCACGCUACUCCCAUAGCCAUUCACACUUCACCAGUUGAGCUCGCACAACAAGCUCGAUCGGCAGCUCGAUCGAGUCGACUCUUAGCUCGACCGAGUCAGAAAGCAUCAGUCCUCAAACCGACUUUGCUUGAUCCUUACCAGCCAGUUGACCCUUCCUCAUCUCGCCUACUCAGUCAAGCCAUAAGGAAGUGA